Clarias gariepinus (North African catfish) is the source of this 4950-nucleotide messenger RNA. It is a transcript of the gene afap1, whose product is annotated as actin filament associated protein 1. Bases 324 to 2768 code for a protein of 814 amino acids. NCBI's taxonomy places the organism in Eukaryota, Metazoa, Chordata, Actinopteri, Siluriformes, Clariidae. Gene Ontology annotation, cellular component: cytosol. The record is from RefSeq and is a predicted model, not a curated record. Gene Ontology annotation, molecular function: SH3 domain binding; SH2 domain binding. The transcript is spliced from 18 exons.
GAGGAAAAAGAGGGAGAGAGGUGUCGCUUUUCAUCGAGCAGAGUCCGGACAAUAAAGAAGGCACAGAAAGUGUGCUGAGAAAGGAAGGAAAGAAAAAAAAAACCCCAAAGAAAAGACAGGUUUAUUCACUGUUCUUUGUAACCUGACAGAUUUUUAGGCACUCGAAGAAGACAAAGAAGGAGAUUGUCUAGUUUGAGGGCAGGACCUGGUAGAAGGAGGGAAGAAGGAAAAAAAAGAGGAGGAGGAAAAAAGAGAAGAAAGUUUUCCCAAGCAGAAUACGAGCCGGUCUCUCUGGGCUGGACUGGGUGAAAUCAGGCUCCUGGAUGCUAGGGUUAGAUGUGAUCGCCUCGACCAUGCGGAGCGACCCUAUCCUGUUCGACUCCAGGGCGAUGGAGGAGCUGGUGGCCGAGCUGCGGGUCUUCUUGGAGCUGUUGGACCGAGAAUAUUUGAGCGCAGCAGUGCGAGAGAAGAAACAGCAGAUCUCCAACAUCCUACACAGAGUCCUGUCUGCUAAAGAGUCGUCCUAUAAGGCCGAGGUCCACAGCUCACUUCCUGCCCCGCCUCAGAUGCCCCUCCCUGAGAUACCCCACCCAUGGCUGCCUUUUGAUAACGGGCCGCCACCGUUGCCCAGUUCCUCUCUUCCUGAAGGCUACUAUGAGGAAGCCGUGCCUCUGGGUCCUGGGAAAGCUCCAGAAUACAUCACCUCCCAGUAUGACUCAGACGCCAUGAGCAGCUCGUACGAGUCGUACGACGAGGAAGAGGAGGACGGGAAGGGACAGAAGAUGCGCCAUCAGUGGCCCUCAGAGGAGGCGUCCAUGGACUUAGUGAAGGACGCACGCAUCUGUGCUUUCCUCCUGCGCAAGAAACGCUUCGGGCAGUGGACCAAACUGCUCUGCGUCAUCAAGGACAAUAAACUCCUUUGCUAUAAAUCAUCUAAAGACCAUACUCCUCAGAUGGAGCUCCUCCUGUCCGGCUGCAGCGUCACUCACAUCCCCAAAGACAGCAAGAAGAAGAAGCAUGAGUUGAAAAUCGUCCACCAGGGGGCAGACGCUCUGGUGCUUGCAGUGCAUAGCAAAGAGCAGGCCGAAGAGUGGCUAAAGGUGAUGAAAGAGGUGUGUGCUAAUGGAGCAGUGGACUCUGACGGAGGCAUGUCUGGAUCAUCUGUUAACAAAGCCGAGCUGGAAAAGAAGUUGUCCUGUGACAGACCGAGUUCUGAUGGAGAGCCAUGCCAUGAAAACGGACUUUCAGAUGGAAAAGAUUCAGGUAAAGGAAAGAAGAACUCAAAGAGCGAGCAGAAAGGCACAGUGGGGAAGGUGGCAGGGAAGAAAAUUACUAAGAUCAUCAGCCUGGGAAAGAAAAAACCAUCCACGGAUGAACAGACCUCAUCGGCGGAGGAGGACGUCCCCACCAGCGGCUAUCUGAACGUGCUGUCCAACAACCGCUGGAGAGAGAGGUGGUGUCGGCUGAAGGAUAACCAGCUGUUGCUGCAUAAGGACCGAGAGGAUCUGAAGACGCACAUGGCCUCGCUGCCCCUGCGUGGAUGCGAGGUCAUCCCCGGGCUCGACUCCAAACACCCGUUCGCUUUUAGGCUGCUGAGGAAUGGACAGGAAGUGGCUGUGCUGGAAGCCUCGUCCUCUGAGAGUAUGGGUCGCUGGUUGGGAGUGUUACUGGCAGAGACGGGCUCUACGACAGACCCGGCCACUCUGCACUACGAUUACAUAGAUGUUGAGACGACCGCAAAUGUCAUUCAGCUGGCCAAGCAGUCUUUUUGCUUCACCAGUAAGCGUGCCAUUUCUCCCAACCCGUACCUGGAUAACCCAGUGAACGGUUACGCCCGACCCUCAGGUGUGGCUUUGCACUAUGAUGACGUUCCCUGCAUUAACGGAUCGGUAUGGUUUCACACACAUAGGGACCCACAGCACGGUUCUCCUGAGACUCUCUAUGAGAACGCUGAGCUCUAUGAGGAAAUGCCGUCUCCAAAACUGGAGACUCGCUCCUUGUCCAAACGGACCUGGCCACCCACUUCCUCUGGCCAUUACAAAACUCCCACCUCUUCUUCCUCAGCUUCCUCUUCCUCCGCUGCUAAUGCUUCCUCUCAGAUAAAGGGAAAGAAGGCCACGGCCGUCAAUGGUUUAGCUGGCAAACAGAAGCUGGACAAGAACCAACCCCAAAAGUCCAAUGGAACCAACGGCUCUGUGCCAGUGAAAUGCAACAAUUCAAGUGUGGAUCAGUAUAAAUACGGGAAGAACAGAGUGGAAGCGGACGCUAAGAGGCUCCAGGCGAAAGAGGACGAGCUGAUGAAAAGAAAGCAGGAGAUUCGGCACCGUCUCACUCAGCUGAAGAAAGACAGAAGAGACCUGCGCACGGCCAUCGAGAACACCAACGGUAAGCGCUCACAGGCCUCACUGACGGAGCGACUGAAGAAAGUGGAGGAUGAGUGUAAGGUGAAAGAGGAAGAGCGAGUGAACCUGGAGCUGGAGCUGACGGAGGUGAAGGAGAGUCUGAAGAAGGCUCUGAGUGGAGGCGUCACACUCGGACUCACCAUCGAACCCAAAACCAGCAGCUCCAGUCCACAGUCUCCAGUGUCGGUCAGGCGCACAGUGGACAACUCCCCCAUCUCCAGCUGUGACACCAGCGACACAGAGACCUGCUCCCUGCCAGUCAACAGCGCCUCCUUACUGCGGCGCCAAGUACCGCAGAAAAACCCUCCUGUACGGGGCCAUGUGCUCAGAAAGGCCAAGGAAUGGGAGAUGAAAUCUGGCACGUAAACACUUACGUUCAGCUUCUUUAUUAUUGUUAUUGUUAUUACUGUAUUGUUUUUUUUUUUCCUGUUUGUAUUUAUUUAAAUUUGCAUUUAGAAGUGAAUAAAGAGCAAAUCAACUGAAGCAGAGACACAUCAUGAGGCAGGAAACAUCCGAGCGUGAUCACACGAGCUCGAAGGUCCUGCAGUGAGUUUAGAUUAGACCGCUAAAGCCUCAUAAUCUGGCGUAAAGGUUAUUCUGAUUAUUUUGUUUGUUUGUUUUUUUUAUUAUUUGUUUGUUUCUUUUCUGGUCCAUCAGCGUGGCCAUUUUAGCUGUUGAGCUUCUUGAGUCUGACAUUUUAAAGGAAAAAACACUUUGAAAGUAUUUAUUUGUAAAUGUUUAAAUGCAAGCCUUUCUCUGUGUUUGUGUUUGUAUUUAAAGCUUUAUACAGCGGUUUAUUUGGCCUCAUGCCAGGUCUUAACUUAGCUUUUAAGGGUUUUUGUAUGUAUAAUGAAGCCAACGAAUCCAAACCUGAGCUUCCUGAUCGUUAGACAUCGUUCAACAGGAAAGUGGAAGGGGAGAGCCGAGGCGACCCGGAGAGACGAGUUUUUUUUUUUUUACAAAACGGCUCACUUCAAAGAAUUAUAAAACACUCUUUAUAUGUUUAAAGUUUAGAUGUUUAGAUCCUGCAGAAGGUAACACUUCAGUAAAGAGACUCACAUGUAAGAAGUUACACACUACACUACACUCCGCGUCAUAAAGUCGCAGGAAAAUCAUCAGUGAUGGACUGGAGUGAUGAAGCCGGGUGGCGGUUACUAUAGUAACACUGAUCGGUCUCCUAAAAACAGUGUUUUAUUCCUCUUACACCACAGUGACACUCAUGCUAACGUUGCUUAUUAUUUGGGGUUCUUUCAUCAGCCUGUCUUUUUACUCUCUUAAGAUUAAUACGAUUUUCAAAAAUGUAACAUUAACACAUGUUACCUCUGAUUGUUAUGUACAAAUCACUGGCACUGCAGACUCCUUACAUUAUUUACAUUUUUUACACACAAAUCUUUGUACAGAAAACUUCACGCUAUCCGCAGCUUAAAGUCUUCCUUUGUUAAUCGGUGUAUUGUUAGGCGUUUCAAACCUACACGGGUUUAAAUAAUUAAUCAACACCUUCUGACUGACCAAUCUAGAAUUCAGGAGCACUGUGGUGUAAAAUCUGAUCUGUGAGCCUUUUAUUGAAGUGUUAUACAUGGACAUAAAAUUUGCCGGAACUAAUUUCUAUUAAAUAUUAAUUGUAAGGUAAUGUUAAAGCUUCUUUUUAUUUUUUUAAGUACAAAAUAAUGAGACAAAAUGCACACUUAAACUCUAAAAAGCACAAUGUGUGAGCCGUUAUUAGAAAACCCUUCUCGAUGUUCUGCUCAUGGAGGAGAUACGAUGGCCGUCCUCUGUCCUCUGUCCUCUGUCCUGUCCGUAUUGCUGUACGCUCCCACAGUAUUUUGCCGUAUGAUGGUAUUAUUUUUUUUCACUGGUGCUCCCGAGUCCUCGCUUUUGCUCGUCAGUCUUAAACCCGCUCAAGUUACCAGAGCAAUCCUUGGUGCUUCAUCCUGAAAUAAGAAUUCAAGAAAAAAGCGACUUUUAGAGACUACUGCCAGCGUACUCACAUUUGAGGCACAUUGAUUAUUAUUAUUAUUAUAAUGAUUAUAAUUUUUUGCGUUUUUUUUUAAUGGAACAAGCAAACAUUCUAAUCUUUUAAAGUGCAUGUAAAUAUGCCCUGUUAUUUGUUUGUUUGUUUGUUCUUUUCACUUUCAAUUGCCGUGAGUCUGCAGUCCGCUUGUGCGAGGGUGAAGAGCUCGUUCUCUCGCAGCGAUCUGAGUAAUAUUUCAGUAAUGAGUAACUCCAGGACGUCCUCUCACUGCCUGAAAGCUCUUUGAGUCCAGUGUUUUUCUGACUCUCUCUCACGCGCGCAACAUGUUAAGAGACUAAAAUUAUAAAUGUGAACCGAAAUGAGUAUUGUUUCAAUGGGAAAGGUCAGAGGUCAAGGUUAAGGGUUUAUGUAUGGGUGGGUUUAAGGGUUUACUGUAUAAAACACUUUAAAAAAAAGCAACUUUGUUUUUUGCACCUUAAAGACUUUUUCUACUCUGUUGUUACUUUGCUUACUGACUGUUGCUGACUCGGCGACAAUAACGUUGUACACAGAAAUAAAAACUUCAUUCAAACUUGA